Molecule: messenger RNA, 1300 nt
Organism: Xenia sp. Carnegie-2017
Lineage: Eukaryota; Metazoa; Cnidaria; Anthozoa; Malacalcyonacea; Xeniidae
Product: bis(5'-nucleosyl)-tetraphosphatase PrpE [asymmetrical]-like
Biological process (GO): polyphosphate catabolic process
Cellular component (GO): cytoplasm
Molecular function (GO): endopolyphosphatase activity; phosphatase activity
Source: RefSeq, a predicted model, not a curated record
AUGGCAUGUUAGUAUUGAAUUAUAUAAACCAGACGUUUAUAUAAAAUAAUACACUGGAUGAAUUCAUGUAUUUUAAUAUUUUUGUCAAAGUACGGACAUUAAAGUUCUGGUGAAAGGAGAAACCUGAUCCAUUUUUUACCUCUGAAUCUAAAGAAGUAACCUGCUAUGCUGAACACUUUCCUUUGGUUUUUGAUUAUUUACUUUAAAAAAUUUCAACUUUUGAAAAGGUAUUAUAAUGAUAGCCAACAAAAUAGUCUUCUGUAUUUGCCGCGCGAAUUGCAUGUAACAUUGUCUUUGCAAGGAGAAAGAAUAAAAAGGAUUAUAUUUAUUGGAGAUGUUCAUGGUUGUUAUGAUGAGUUGUGCGAGUUGCUAAAAAAGGUAAAUUAUUAUGAAUCAAAGGACAUCAUAGCUGUAUUUGUUGGAGACAUUUGCAACAAAGGUCCAAAAAGCAUUGAGACGUUGCAACACAUAAGACAAUUGGGUUCUAAGGCUUUUUCUGUGCGAGGGAACCAUGAACAAUCAGUUUUAUGUCGAUUGAAGGAGUUGGAAAACGGUGUUCAACCUACUAAGAAGUAUAUGUGGAUAUCUGAAUUAACGGAGGAAGAUUGCUUGUACUUAAAACAGUUACCUCUUACAAUAACUAUACCAUUGGUAAAUGUAAUUGUUGUUCAUGGUGGUUUGGUACCAGGGACACCAUUGCUAUUACAGAAACCAAAGCUAAUGAUCAGCAUGCGAAAUUUUGUACCUGAAAAGUUAUCUGGCACAAGCAAUAUUGAUGAAGGUGUUCCAUGGGCUGGCCAAUGGACUGGGCCUGAGUUUGUCAUUUUUGGCCAUGAUGCAAGACGAAGACUACAGAAAUAUAGGUAUGCUAUUGGCUUGGACACAGGUUGUCUGUAUGGAUCAAGACUGACGGGAUUAAUAAACACUGAUGAUGGUGUUUCCUCUUUUAAAAAUGGUAAAUUUGUUCAUGUGAAUGCACACCAUGCAUAUGCUUGGGAUCAAAUAUUGUAAACUGGCACUAGCAGAAUAUUUAAAUUGGUGAGUUGUUACAAUAUGUUAUUUCCUCGUCACACUCCUUACCUUGCAUCUCUAUUAUAUCAUUUAUAUGACAUUUAUUCUUUAUCCCAUAAUCUAAAGGAUGUAUGGAACAACAAAAUCAUGCCAUAAGUUAGUUAUUAAUGAAUUGUCAAUGGUAUUUUUCAUCUCAACUUAAAUUUACCUAGUGAAAUUAAUAUAGACAUGCAAGUCCUUGUAUAAUAAUCAAAACCUAAUUAAAUGUAAUUGUUGUUUAUGUUUAAAA